ACAAUUACUAAACACGUUUCCUGGUAUCCAUGUUAUCUUAAGUGGCUAUGAUGUUGCGUUAAAAUGGCAGACAAUGUUUUACGUAUUGGCAGAUUCCUCCGGGUUCUGGCUCAUCCAAUCUUUCCAACAACAUUGAAACCUGUGCAAAAUGAUUCGGGGAAAAAGGUAGCAUUUCUACUCUUCAUGCACAUAAUCUCAAGUCUGUUUGUCUUCAUUGGCGUUUUUGCCGCAGACCAAGCAAUAUCUGCCGAGGCCAAUACUGGAAACUGGGUAAUUGUGAUGACAUUUGUUACUUUGGGAUUUGCAUCGUUAGUAGCUCUCACUGUGAGGGGCUGCCAAAACAAACUGAAACUCCAAGGAAAGAAAACAUCCUCUACGACGGACCCUUCCCUUAAUCUUCGGAUAAUCUUUCUCUGGAUCUUUGGGCUGGCUGUUACCAUUCACGUCUCCAUUAAUUUCGCCAUUUAUAUCGAAUGUAUCGGAUCGUUUACAUUGAGAAGUGAACGUGUGGUAUUGUCAUUUUUAAGUAAUGUCAUAAUGUUACUAUUCCUACUUGUCCAAACCAGCUUUAUUUCUUAUUUUCGAAAUUCACUGUUUGUACAUGACUCUAUUGUAAACAUUGCAAGCAUCAUGAUUUUAGCUGCAAACUUUGCUCUAUGGUUCAACACUAUGGUUUCCAACAUCAACGUGUUCGAUUUGUCAAAGAACGCCACUGUUCCACAAUACAGCAACGAGUCUUACUGUUUUCGCACUUCAAGAAUACAACGGGAAUUGAGCAGAAAAGUCACGCCUUACCUGUUGCCACCGAGGCUGGAGUUCUGUAUACUUGCGUCAAGUUUUAUAAUCGCCUUUUGGAGAUGGCCUGUAGAGUCUGACGAAGAAACCUUCGACAAUGAGGUAGCUAGAGGCGAAAGAGAUGAGUACCAAAUACUUUCCCCACACAACAGACAUGAUGUAAAAGGACCACACAUUUUUAUAAUGGUGAUUGCAUUGCUCAUCAACACACCAUUAUCUGUUGCUAAAAUACUGCAAGCCUUUGUCUUCUCUUGGAAAAAUGAAAGCGUUUUCUUCGUUAUGCACUUAGGGGAAUGUUUUAGCGCCAUCUGUAGUAUCGUUGCCAUCUACGUUUGCAGUUACAUCCUCACCAAAGGAUUCAAUUGCUGCUGGAGACCAUCCAAAUUGACCACCAAUGAAUAUGUUUUGAUUCUGGCCUCUUCCGGAAUGGUGGCUUAUUAUAUGUUUGGAUUUCUCACUGCGCUGGCUAGUCCAGGUCCCGUCAAGAUGCUCGUUUUUACUCGAACAGUAGGUAUGUUUGAAUCCUACCUACAGACCCAUUUUUUAAUCAAAAUCAAACGUUAUAGUACCAUUGGACGGUCAUCCAUUGUCAUCUCCUCUGCAGGGAUAUUGCUGAUGAUCACAAACCUCACAUACUGGUUUCUCACCUCCUACAAUCCCCGCACCGUUGCUACAGACUUGGAGCUUGAACUUGUGGAGCGUAAAAGUUGGCUGUACAUUCAGAACACACUGGUGCCUUUAUUUACGUUCUACCGAUUAUUCUCUGGGAUGAUGUCGUAUUCAAUAUAUUCUAGGUUCAGGCCUCGAUGAUUUAUAACAGAAGUGUCUUUAUGGAUGAUAAAAAUAAAAGAUAAACAAAAGAGAUGUUGUAACUCGCCAGGGUACAAACAUAUUUAAAAAUUAAACGAAGUCAAUUCUUUAUUUAUAUAACAUUUAUUCAUUUAACAUGUAAAAUGAUUUUGAUAAUGAAUUGCCCCUAGAAUGUGUAUGUCUAAACUUAAAUAAAGGCUUAAUAAAUACAUUAUAACUCAAGCAAGUUAAACAGGAUAUAUUUGACAGG
This is a messenger RNA of Magallana angulata, 1855 nucleotides long. RefSeq lists its product as uncharacterized. The record is from RefSeq and is a predicted model, not a curated record. Gene Ontology annotation, cellular component: membrane. NCBI's taxonomy places the organism in Eukaryota, Metazoa, Mollusca, Bivalvia, Ostreida, Ostreidae. Gene Ontology annotation, biological process: proton transmembrane transport. Bases 64 to 1605 code for a protein of 513 amino acids. The transcript has a single exon. Gene Ontology annotation, molecular function: proton channel activity.